AUGAGUUUAGAAAAUGACGAUAAGAGAGCACGCACACGAUCAAAGUCUAUCAGAGGUGAGCCGGAAUCAACCUUAACUGAUUUAGCAAACUGCCCUACCCCAGGAUGUAAUGGCUCAGGACACAUCCGUGGAAAGUAUGCAAGACACAGAAGUUUACAAAGCUGCCCUCUAGCAAAGAAGAGGAAACUUCAGGACGCUGAGGCCGAGCACCUGGUGUCAAAGAGAAAAUCCCAUCCCCUGAAGCUGGCCCUUGAUGAAGGCUACAAUGUGGACAGCGAUGGGAGCGAGGAGACGGAGGUGAAGGAGGAGUCUGUCACUGAUGAAUCCGAGGGGACUUUGGAGGAGGAAGAGGCAGAGACGAUAGAAGAGGAGGAGACCCCCAGCCCUGAGCCAGCGGAAGUAAGAAGCCCAGCAAAAUCAUCACACUAUGGACAAAAUGCAGCUACCAGUACACCCGGCCCUAGCAAGGCCAAUUACAGCAGCUAUCAAGAAAUCAUUGCCAACUCUCUCCUAAAUCUAGGCCAAAUAGCAGAAGAAACCCUUGCAAUAGAGGGACAGAUGCCUGAAAAUGAACUGCAGGUCUCCAAACCUCCUGUUAAUGUUGUGCACCUGGUCCAUGAAGGGGCGGAAGAAGAGGUGGUCGAGGAGGAAAGUGACAAGGAAAUUAUUAUCCAAACUGAGGAUGCGGAGGAAGUCAUUGAGGUCACUAGUGAACGUAGCAGUGAAUUGUGUCCAGAGCAUCGGGACGAUCUGAACUGUGAGGGGUCCUGCAAGUUGCAAAAGGCCAUGCAAGCAGAAGCAGAAGAGGAGGAGGAGGAGGAGGAAGAGGAGGAGGAGGAAGAAGAAGAGGAGGAAGAAGAGGAGGAGGAGGAGGAGGAAGAGGAAGAAGAGGAGGAGCUGGCACCUGAAGUCAUCUGUGAAGAAACUCCUCAGACGUCUCGGGACUCCCAGAAAACCCACUGUGAAGGGCGGUUCAGCCCAAAACCUGAGUACUCGGUCAUCGUGGAGGUCAGGUCAGACGACGACAAAGAUGACGAUGCUCGCUCCCAGAAAUCUGCCGUGACCGAUGAGUCUGAAAUGUACGACAUGAUGACCAGAGGGAACCUGGGGCUACUGGAGCAGGCCAUUGCGCUCAAAGCCGAGCAGGUUAAAAUCAUGAGGGAGCCCAGCCGCCUGCCAGGGGAGCAUGUAAAGCAUUUCCAGGUGGACGAAAAACAAAACAAACCUUUGGACACGAUCAGAAAAAACUACUACAGCAAAGAUCCCUCAAGACCUGAGAAGCGAGAGAUCAAAUGUCCUACUCCAGGUUGUGAUGGCACCGGUCACGUCACAGGCCUCUAUCCUCACCAUCGCAGUCUGUCUGGUUGCCCACACAAAGACAGGAUCCCUCCAGAGAUCUUGGCUAUGCACGAGAAUGUGUUGAAAUGCCCAACACCAGGCUGCACAGGACAGGGUCAUGUGAACAGCAAUCGCAACACACACAGAAGUUUAUCUGGGUGCCCCAUAGCCGCUGCUGAAAAAUUAGCCAAAUCUCAUGAAAAACAACAGCCGCAGGCCGGUGACCCCUCUAAGAGUAGCUCCAAUUCUGACCGGAUACUCAGGCCUAUGUGCUUUGUGAAGCAGCUGGAGAUUCCUCAGUAUGGGAGCUACAGGCCCAACAUGGUUCCAGCAACCCCUAGGGCCAACCUGGCCAAGGAGCUGGAGAAGUACUCCAAGGUCACCUUCGAUUAUGCAAGUUUUGAUGCUCAGGUUUUUGGCAAACGCAUGCUUGCCCCAAAGAUUCAGACUAGCGAAACCUCACCGAAAGCCUUUAAAUGCUUCGACUACUCUCACGAUGCCGAGGCCGCACAUAUGGCUGCCACCGCCAUUUUAAAUCUCUCCACCCGCUGCUGGGAAAUGCCAGAAAAUCUCAGUACCAAGCAGCAGGAUCUUCCCAGCAAGUCUAUGGACAUUGAGGUGGAUGAAAACGGGACGCUGGACCUAAGCAUGAACAAGCAUCGCAAACGAGAGAGCACCUUCCCCAGCAGCAGCAGCUGCAGCAGCAGUCCCAGUGUGAAGUCCCCAGAUGUGUCCCAACGCCAAAAUAGCACGAGUGCCACUAGCAGCACCAUGACCUCACCCCAGUCCAGCCAGACCUCCCGUCAGGAUGAAUGGGAUGGCCCCAUUGACUACACCAAACCAAAUCGUCAGCGGGAAGAGGAGCCAGAAGAGUCAGAGCCCGCAGCCCGUUCGUUUGCCUCCUCGGAAGCAGAUGAGCAGGAAGUGUCAGAGGAGAACUUUGAAGAACGGAAAUACCCUGGGGAAGUUACCUUAACCAACUUCAAGCUUAAAUUCCUUCCCAAGGACAUCAAGAAGGAGCUACUCACUUGCCCUACCCCAGGCUGUGAUGGCAGUGGACACAUCACGGGAAACUAUGCCUCUCACCGCAGCCUUUCUGGUUGUCCUCUUGCUGACAAGAGCCUCAGAAACCUCAUGGCUGCCCACUCUGCUGACCUCAAGUGCCCAACUCCUGGCUGUGAUGGUUCUGGUCACAUAACAGGAAAUUAUGCAUCACAUAGGAGUCUGUCAGGCUGCCCCCGUGCCAAGAAAAGUGGCAUCAAGAUAACCCCCACGAAAGAUGACAAAGAAGACCCGGAGCUGAUGAAGUGUCCGGUUCCUGGCUGUGUUGGGCUUGGACACAUCAGUGGCAAAUAUGCCUCUCAUCGCAGUGCAUCAGGAUGUCCUCUUGCAGCCCGUCGGCAGAAAGAAGGAUCACUCAAUGGCUCAUCGUUUUCCUGGAAGUCACUGAAGAAUGAGGGGCCUACCUGUCCGACCCCUGGCUGUGAUGGCUCGGGUCAUGCCAACGGAAGCUUUCUCACUCACAGAAGUUUAUCAGGGUGUCCAAGAGCUACUUUUGCUGGAAAGAAAGGAAAACUCUCAGGGGAUGAAAUUCUCAACACUAAAUUCAAGACCAGCGAUGUUCUAGAGAAUGAUGAAGAAAUUAAGCAGUUAAACAAGGAGAUUACUGAGCUGAAUGAGUCCAACUCGGAGAUGGAGGCUGCCAUGGUGAAGCUGCAGUCACAGAUAUCAACCAUGGAGAAGAACCUAAAGAACAUUGAGGAAGAAAACAAAAUCAUAGAGGAGCAGAAUGAAGCCCUGUUCUUGGAGCUCUCAGGUCUGAGCCAGGCUCUUAUCCAAAGUCUUGCCAAUAUCCGCCUUCCACAUAUGGAGCCAAUCAGUGAACAGAACUUUGACGCUUAUGUUAAUACCCUUACCGACAUGUACACCAAUCAGGAGUGUUACCAGAACCCUGAGAACAGGGACCUGCUAGAAAGCAUUAAACAGGCUGUCAAGGGAAUUCAAGUCUAG
Terrapene triunguis (Three-toed box turtle) is the source of this 3348-nucleotide messenger RNA. RefSeq names its product myelin transcription factor 1 (gene MYT1). The transcript has 21 exons. Gene Ontology annotation, molecular function: DNA-binding transcription factor activity, RNA polymerase II-specific; zinc ion binding; RNA polymerase II cis-regulatory region sequence-specific DNA binding. The record is from RefSeq and is a predicted model, not a curated record. The coding region runs from base 1 to 3348 and encodes 1115 amino acids. NCBI's taxonomy places the organism in Eukaryota, Metazoa, Chordata, Testudines, Emydidae. Gene Ontology annotation, biological process: regulation of transcription by RNA polymerase II. Gene Ontology annotation, cellular component: nucleus.